CAUAUUCACUCUAAUGGUUAUGUUCAGAUUCUCUGCCGAUUGUGGUAAACAACGUUAGCUUGAUUUAAACACGAAGGAGUAAACAUUUAAAUGUAUUCUUCAAUUAUAUAGAAUUUCGCCUACACUGAGGAAACCGGCUUGCGUGAUGGCGGACAGCCCCGGAGAUGAUGACUUUGAAGAUUAUGACAAGCCAGGUGCAGAGAGAUCACGCAGGAGGAGAGGCGAAGAUGAUUUAGACAGUGAUCUUGAGAGUGAUUUGCUGGAGGAGGAUUGGCUGACAGCCAAAAAGGAUCCCUCAGAAGUGUCAGAUGAGGAAUUGAACGAUGACCUUCUACAAAGCGAUGAAGAAGAUCAAAACAUCGGCCACGGCGUUAGCCUCAAUGCUACUCUAUGCGAAUUUGACCAGCAGGUGAACCCCAUAGACUACCCAGAAAAAGGAGAUAUAGGAGAUAUAGAGGGGGGCUACCAGCAGGAGGGGGGAGAGUACAUGGACGAGUACAGCCUGCCCAAUGACAUGGAGAUACCAGACGGCCAAAUGGAAUACUCAGGAGAACAUGCUGGGGGCGACGGAGUGUUAGACAUUCAAAUCAAUGAGCCUCUAGAUGAUGAAUUUCAAGCGGAUGAUUACUCACCAAGCUAUGGAGGUGGAGAAAAGCAGGAGGAGCAGGCAGCGCAACAGGAAGCCCCAGAGGAGGAGGAGGUCUCUCAGCUCGCAGACACAGAGGCUGAGAAUGAAGUAGAGCCAAAGGAAGAAGUGAAGGAGGAGGAAGACGAGGAUGAAGAGGAAGACGACGAUGGAGAGUCUGGCCGGUUGCGUUUCAAAACGGAGCGUAAAGAUGUCACGUCUGGUGUUGUGCGGCUGGCGGAUGCGGGAACCAAAAGACGGAACAUUCCUGAAACAUUAGAGCUGUCUGAAGAGGCCAAAGCAGGCCUGAUGGAGUUUGAGGAGAAGGAGCGCCAGAGGAAGCAGGGCCGCUUUGGAGGCCGAGGAGGAGAUGGAGGAGGAUUCAGAGGUCGAGGAUUAAGAGGGAGGUUCCCCGGAUUUGGGAUGGGAGACUUUGGUGGAGGAAGAGGACGAAUGAAUGACCUGAGGCUCCCAAUGGUGCCUCUACAUAUGGGCAUGCAGCGGUCUCCCUCAAGAAUGACUCCCCCUCACCCACGUCAUCAUCUUCAGCAGCACCAUCGUCAGGGUGGCCCUCGAGGGCCCUCCUUCCAGGAGCACAGCGGCGGCCCGCUGGCCCUACAGCCCCUCCUCCCCCUGCACAUGGCCCAACGCGGGGCACCAGUCAGGCCCCAGACGGACCCACCACACCGCAUGAUGAGUCCCCCUCCCUCACACAACCACCAACAGCAACAGCAGCAGCAGCAGCCCAAGAACAUCCACAUCAACCCCCAUUUCAGGGGCCCUGCAUCCUCCCCUGCACAAGUGCCCUUGCUGCCUCCUGCCCAGAGCCAGCCCAGACCUGCUGUGGGUCCUCAGAGGUUCCCUCGACCAGGGGACUUCCAGCAACAGCACGUGCCGGGUAAUUUCGGCCAGCCGCCCCAGAGGCCCCCCCAUCACAUGGAGCCCUGGAGGAACCAGCCUCCCCCCACCCCCCAGGACAGAGAGCCCUUCUUCAUCGGGGAGCCAGGGCGGUUCCCAGGGCAGCAGCUGCUCAUGUUCGAUCACCAGAACCCCAGCUUGCUCAUGAACAGUAAUAACCACCAGCUCUCCAGCCAGGGCCACAUGGCCUUCAACCAGCCAAGCCCAGGGGGGUUCAACCAACCAGGCCAGGGUCCAGGGGGCCAGCUAGGGAUGUUCCAGAGAGAGCCCCCCAGACCUAACCUGCCUCCCCAGGGCCACGCCCAGAGCCACCAGGGCAUGGCCAGCCUGACUGGGCACAGCGGACCCACUAACACCAGGCUCUUCAUGGGCCACCGUCAGCCCGGCUUCCCCCAGCAGCAGGGGACUCCCGGGCCGUUCCCCUCACAGCAGCUCCAGUUUGGGAUGCAGGUACGGAUGAGAGGCUUGAUGCAGCACGGCCUUCUCCACUCGCAGCUCCAGCAUCAUGACUUGCCUCUAUCCCAUCAGCAACAACAUCAGCAGCACCACAGACAGGACCUGUCUCAGCCGCCUCUCCAGCACCACUCUCACCCCCAUCACAACGAGCAGCGGCAAGGCCCCAUGAUGCACCGCGGCGGGCAGGGCCAGCCCCCCUUCCACCAGCAGCAGCACGGCAGCCCCAGACAGAUGCACCCUAGCGGGCCCCGCCCCCAGAACUUCCAGCAGCGUAACGCCCCCAUCAGGCCGAGGAUGAGCCCCCCUGCCCCCAAACUCAUUCCCCAGCGCAACAGCAACCUCCGCGAGCUCCCCGUGGCACCUGGCAACCAAAACGCGAACAACGUCCGCCCGGCCUCUGCGCCAAACGCCUCCAACGUCAGGCCCGUUGCCAGGGCAAUGCAAGGAGGGGCGCGACCGGGCCUGAACCCUCGGCCGGUACCCGGCGGUGGCAGAGGAAAAGCCCAGCCUGCUGCUGCCAACAAGGCUGCAGCACAGCUACCUGGGCCACUUGGAAGAACGGUGGUUCGCAGGGAUUCCACAAGCACUCGGCCAAACACAGCAGUACAGGAUCCGGACGAGGACGAGGAGACGCGGCAGUACCGUCUGAAGAUCGAGGAGCAGAAGCGUCUCCGGGAAGAGAUCCUGAAGAGGAAGGAGAUGAGGAGGCAGAUGCAGGCCAGCGUCCGCAAGAAGGAGCUACUGGAACGCAUCAACGGCCAGGGUGACCCACAACAACAACAACAGCUGCAACGUCCGUUUCCUCCUAAACCGCAACAGCCCCAGCAAGGCACUUCUGCUUUCCCUCCCAGCGGCACCCCACAGACGCCCCCCGCACUCCGCCAGAACGUCAAGACCCACCUGACCAAGGGUGAGCAAGCACCGGCUCCAGGCUGGCAGGGCGGCCAGCAGGGGAGCAACACUGACCCCGGGUGCCCUGGUCCCAACCCUCACCAGCAGGCCCAGUGGCAACAGCAACACGGGCAGCAGAGGAGGAACGUUACCCAGCUGAACCCUAUCAGACCAGGUGGGGCCCCUCCCAUGGGGAACAUGCCCAUUCAGGGAGUCCCGAUGGCGGGUCUGGGUUCCGGCCAGGCCCAGUCUCUGGGGCCUAAAUCAGGGGUGAAGAGAACUGUGAUGCAGCGAGCCAACAGUGGAGACGGAGCGGGGCCACAAGUUCCACAGAAAGUAAGAGUGGUCAAGCUUCUAGGAGGGGGAGGAGAUGUGAGUGGUGCCAGCGCCCCAAUCCAGCAGCAGGACCAGGCCAGCCCCCAGCUCCGCCAGGGCCCAGUGAGGAAGGUAACCCUGGCCAGCCCCCCCGGAGGACUGCCCAUACAGGGCCUGGUCACACAGGGGGGCAGAGGGGGCAUGAGCAACAGGGUGGUUGUCCCGGGGUGUGGCAGAGCCAGCGGGGCCGCGGGAGGGACGGGUCAGCUGGGCCGGGGGCGCCUGAUUCCUACCAGACAGAGCCAGAGAGUGGCAGAGGACAGCCAGGCCUGCACUGUGUCCAUAGACGGCCUCUCCACAUCCACCACCGACGCGCAGCUCCGGAACUUGCUCAACUCAAUCGGACCCAUCCAGAUGUUCAAAAUGCUGCCCCAGCAGAGGAAAGCCAUUGCCAAAUUUCACAAUCCCCAGCAUGCCUUGAGUUUCCAAGUCAGCUUCAACAGGCAUAUGAUAGAUUUGUCCCAUAUUGAUGUGUCACUGAUUGAUGUCUGAAGCCGCGCGGUAGAGGGUGGCGGCGAGUGCCCAGUGCAGGACGUCACGCUUGACGCUCAUGUGGCUUGGAGGUUCCGGUGUACAGAUCCUUCAGCUAUAUGUAACAACAGCUCUAUGGAACACACAGAACCUACACAGCACCCUCAUCCUCCUCACAACAAGCACCCCCGACCUCCUUGCCUGCUGACGGAUCUACUGAGGGAAAACGUCAACACAAAGCAGCAUGUUUUGCUCAUGUUUGAAUUUCCGUAAAGGGGGAGCUUCAAUGCCGGUUUCAUAUGACAAAUAUGUUUAUGGUCACUGGUCUGGACACUUGGACAGACAUGAAGGGAAGAUGCUGGAUAGUAUGUGAUUUUUCAAACUUUGACAGAAGGAAUUUGAGAUGAGAUGAGUAAAAGGUUUGUGCAUCGGGCACUAACGACAACAACAAGUAGUGGUUGACACUGGAUAAUGGUUGCUCCCCACCCUCAGCUCAGUUGUGAACACCAUCUAUAUCAACGAUUAGGGAAAAGAGUUUAGGAGAUUUAACUUGUACCUGGAGAUUUUACACAUUUUCUGAACAGGUGUUUUUGAUUCGAGGCAAGCUGCUGAUGUAGGUCUUGACCGAAAGAAACGGGUGUAGAAUAGGUGUGAAGC
Messenger RNA from Oncorhynchus masou masou (cherry salmon), 4393 nucleotides. Its product is annotated as RNA-binding protein 33-like. NCBI's taxonomy places the organism in Eukaryota, Metazoa, Chordata, Actinopteri, Salmoniformes, Salmonidae. Gene Ontology annotation, molecular function: RNA binding. The record is from RefSeq and is a predicted model, not a curated record.